Molecule: messenger RNA, 2971 nt
Organism: Oryzias latipes (Japanese medaka)
Lineage: Eukaryota; Metazoa; Chordata; Actinopteri; Beloniformes; Adrianichthyidae
Molecular function (GO): ubiquitin-protein transferase activity
Source: RefSeq, a predicted model, not a curated record
CCCCCCCCCCCCCCCAGCAAAGUAGAUGGUUUAUUGAUAAUUAUUUGAGUCUUUGCGGAGGGUGUCCGCUCCUUUUUAAUGCUUUUUUGUUCUCAUGUCAUUACUUGUAACCAUUUCCAUUUACUGUAACCAAUGUUCGCCUGUGCUAGCCGUGUUAGCUUAAUGCUAGCGGGUUAUUCCGGCUCAUUUCCUGACCCACCCCCCUCCCGUAAAAAAGUACCGGUAGUUUAUUGAUAAUUAUUUGUGAGUCUUUGCAGAGGGUGUCCGCUCUUUUUUUACUGCUUUGUUGUCAUUUCAUGACUUGUUUGGAUAAAACUAAGUCGAUUUUUACGACAGUGUCAGGAUCGAGCAUACACGACAGUGUUAAGUCCACGGUGGAUAAAAAAUUCUGGAGGAGAUUAAAGUCGUAAUGAAGGAUACGGUCAGACGAACUGAGACCGGUGUAUUAGAACGAUUACUGUGGGUUUUUUGGGGCUCUUAUGCAAUCUUUACGGGUUUGACAUGACUACAGCACAGUGAAAUCAUCAACAGGGGCAGUUGAUUAUACAAUAUUGCAUAUUGUGUUGAGCUCUUAAGCAGAAGUGUAAUCCGGUGCGGUCAUUGGUAGGCUAGAAGUUCCUAAGAUAAAAGCAUAAUGUUUAAUAAUAACCUUCUUUCUUUUUUUCUUUCUUUGUGUAUUUAUUUAUUCAUGAAUGAAGGAAUUAUUGGAAAUUGUAAAUCUACUUUUUUUUGCAAUCGCCAGAAUGGAUACUCUGAGAUACUGUCAGCUGUACAGACCCUGGUGUCUGCCCUUCAGCAAAAUCUACAGCAGAGCCAAGCUGCAAACAGGGUGAACCAGGGACCUGGUCCAGUAGUACAGCAACAGAUGGCUACUCCUCAGCAUAGCCAGACACCACACCAAAGUGAUCAGGGACAGAGUCAGAGUCUUUUAGCACAGCAACGGACCACAUCUGUACAGCAGGAAAUGAGCAGGUCUUUUCCAGCUCUCUUCCGGAGGCAAAAUGCUACUGGAAAAAGACGUUUUCCAAGUGCCUCAAAAAUAUGCAAAAUGUCCAAGUUAAUGAAAGCGUUUUCAUGCAACUUCUGCUUGCUCAAUACAAAUUUAAAGUACACCCCCUCUCCUUCAGAGGAAUUACAACUUUUUCAGGCUGGACUAGGCAAACGAAGCAUCAGUCUUUCAGAGAACCUAAGUCAUUCUGAGCUGCAGAACCUGUUGCAUGAAGCAUUUCCAAAACUGGAGGCGUUAACAGGAGGAUGGCUGCUUCAUAAAUCCUCAGGUGGCAAUGGAAAGAGACAAAUGAUACUCAUAGCUCCAGAUAGCGAAGGCUAUACAGGGGCACAAAUAAAGAUGGUCUCCCUCAGUGGUAAAGCAACUCUUUAUAUAGUUCCUCUACAAGACGAACUCAACACUACUCCUUUACCCCCUGAAGCGAAAGAAUUUGAGAGCAUGCCUAAAGCAGCAUGCAAAAGUUGCCAAAAGCUAUUUCCACUGCAAGUUCUGGCUCUCCAUGUACAUUCAUGCCCAGUGAUGUUAAGCUCAUCUGAUGAGGAAGAGCCUGGUGAGGGUGAAUGCCCCAUAUGCCACGAAACGUUUCCAUUUGUGGACUUAAACAUUCAUGCCAGUUCCUGUGGAGAAAGGUCUGACAACAGUCUUGAAACCAACACUGCAUCAGAUACACUUUCUGACAAGAUUUCUUGUGAGGAAGAUGUUUUACGUUGGCUUGCUGCCCAAAUUGACCACACAAAAGAGUUCAGCCUUUGUGUGGCACGAGAACAGUUGGUGGAACGGGGUAUGAUGCUCUGGAAAAGACAAAAGCGAAGUUCCCCCAUCAAUCCUCUUAAAGUUACUUUUCUGGGAGAGUCUGGAAUUGACACUGGGGCACUGCGUGUGGAGUUCCUGACAGAGUUGAUUUCUGGGAUUGGUGACAGGCUCUUUGAGGGUCAAGAAGGGAAAGGAAGAAUCCCAAAGUAUUCCCUAAAUGACCUUGACAAUGGUCUCUUCAGAGUUGCAGGGGAAGUCUUUGCAGCGAGCCUUGCACAGGGUGGUCCAGCUCCAUGUUUCCUACAAGAAUGGUGCUACCAGUUCCUGGCAACUGGUGAGCUGAUACCCAUAAGCAAAGAUGACAUCUUUGACUUGGAGUUGUCACCACUGAUUGAAGCUAUUGACGAGGCGAACGAUAUGACAAGCUUCACAGACCAGAUUGUUAAUUGUGGCUACACUGGUCCAAUAAAUGAGGAGCAUAAAGCUAGCAUAAUCAGGGCAAUUGUCUUGCAUGCCACAACAAAAAGGACAGCGAUGCUAAGCCAGCUACGACAAGGCUUAGAUGUCUAUGACUUCUUAAAGGUCAUCAAAGGAAAUCCAGAACAUUGCCGUGGUCUGUUUGUUGCAGGCAAUAUUGAGAAAGUGGAUUCACACUACAUUGUGUCCAGACUUGCACCGGAGUUCAGUAGCUCCACAGUCAACCAACUAACAGAAAAAAAAAUCUUAAACUACUUUCAAGAUUUUCUGCUCGAACUUGAGGAUGCAGAACCCGAAGACCACGACGAGCCCUCUGUCCCCGGUGUGAUGCAAUGGCUUUCUGGCCAGGCUCACAGACAUCUCUUGUUAUCAGACAGGGAAGCAUUUAAAAUAGUUGUUCGUUUUAACCACAAUUGCUUUGACAACAUGCCUGGUCACACCAUCUGCUUCCCUGUUGUUAGUGCCUGCACACAAACUGUGACUUUUCCAACAGCUCAUCUCAACUCUUUUGAGGAGUUCAAAGAGAGUAUCUUGAUCUCUCUGAAGUGUGGCGCAGGAUUCCACAGAAUCUAGUGUUUCAACAAUUUUUGUUUUGUUAAAAUGUAGUGUUUCAACAAUUUCUUUUGUUAAAAACUAGUGUUUCAACAAUUUGUUAUUUUGCAAAACGUACUGUCUUUUUGUAAACAAAAGGAAUUUAAUGGAUCAAACAUAAAAAAUUGAAGUUAUACAAAA